Messenger RNA from Leptomonas pyrrhocoris, 2768 nucleotides. RefSeq lists its product as hypothetical. Bases 1440 to 2768 code for a protein of 442 amino acids. The transcript has a single exon. The record is from RefSeq and is a predicted model, not a curated record. NCBI's taxonomy places the organism in Eukaryota, Euglenozoa, Kinetoplastea, Trypanosomatida, Trypanosomatidae.
AGACACACACACACACAUGGACCGUGUGACCCACUGCGCAGACCAUCUCUCCACACACUGCGCUGGUCGGCACACGAGGGGUACCUACGGGUACCCACUCCUUCUUUGGUUGGGAGAAGGCGAUAACCCUCUACAAAGAGUUUCCGUGACAUUAACAUACGUGCAGGUGUUGAUAUUAUCUACAGUUUAGCUUCUUUUACCUCUUCGUACCACUUAUUGAUUUCUCCCUCUUGUUUUUAUACUCGCGGUCUUCACUCGAAUUACAGUCCACUUGACUGUCCUUUUACGUUUGAUCGGAACUGGACGUUCAUGUUUGGUGACCGUUUAAAUCCGUUUCUCUCUUCCUUUCGACAUCAACGAAUUGCCUGCUCACAAACGCGCCCGUCUGCCGCCUUGUACACGCGUCCGACUGUCGUUGUUAUUAUUGCUAUUUUUGUUGUUCUCUUCUGUUUUACGUCAGUGAAAUCUUGAAACCCAAACAGCGACGACCACCACCACGACAGAAACGGACGAAGAGAAGAGAAACAAAAGUGCCUCAGCUCUCUCUCCUACGCGUACGACUGUCGAACACGUUUGCAUGCGUCAGUUGCAUACGUUAUGCGAAAGCACAACUGGCGGCCAUCAAUCUCUGGAUUCGCUGCUCUGUAGAUGCCUGCACGGAGCGAUUCGCCUGUUCGCUUUACUUUUCAAAAGCUCUCUUUUUGGCUUUUGAAAUGCAUGAUCUGCGUCCCAUUUUCUCUCCUCCUUUUCUUCGAUCUGCGCACCGUUUCAAAUUCUGCCUCCCAAACUCCUCAGUCUUUUGAUACACACCGACACACCAACGAAACAUAGAUUUCUUUCCCUUUAGAUUCACCUUUGCGCUGUGCGUCAAGCAGUUCUUUUCCCUUUGUAUUUCUUUGGAUUCUCAUCCACCUAGACGCAACAGUGCGCAACUGACCAAUUAUAUUCGCUUUCUCAUAUAUAUAUAUAUAUAUAUAUAUAUACAUAUAUAUAUCCUUCUUUGUCUGUCAAGAAUUCCUUUUGUCUUUGUGCCGUGAUUCACCUUUUGUUCGCUUCCCCACCAUCUUUUUUCUGUGUGUACCACUACAGCGCUUGUGUUUCUUCUCCCUUACUUCCUUCUCGCCGUGGUUUCAUCGCACGUGGGUCUAGUUCCUUCGUUUCGUCGCUCUGUGAUGUGCGCUGUUGAGCUUUUUUGUUUUUGACGGCUGCUUUCUUGGGUUGCACUGCCUAGAUUAUCUAAGAGAGGGGUCUGUGAACUGCCCUUACAUCGCCGCACACGGAACAAUUUAACCCCCUUUCCCCUGUUCAUUUAUUUAUUUUGUAGAUAGAGCCGGUGGCCGUUCACCCCCCGCCACACGCUGGCACUCCGUCGCCCCUAUAUAUUUUCCUAGACAUCGCACUCUGUCCUUCUUCUUUUGUACAUUUAGUUGUAGGGCACCAUGCAGCAGGACCACCAGCAGCAGCAGGCGACUUCCUCCGCCAUGGUCAGCGAGCCGCAAUUCGCGACGGUCACCUUUGUUGGGGAGGACAACGUGCCUGGCAGCACCUUCCGUGUCCCACUGUGCAGCACCACUUCGGUGAGCCGACUUGCUAAGGAUGCGAUGAAGCGGCUGGUGCUGUCGCGUCCCAGCGAGGACCGACACCGUCAGUUCCCCGCCAUUGUCGUCACGGAGGUGUACGUCGGCGGCACUGGCACGCAGCCGAAAGCCGAAGUGUUCGCGCAGGAUGUCGUGCUACAAGUGGUGCGGGUGCGGGAGGAAAUUAUUUAUAUGAAGCUGCGGACGAGUCCUUCCUCAGCUGUGCCAUCGCGACGCCCGAGCCCGCCCCCGCUGUCCGAGGCGACGCAGAGGAGCACCGUUGCGGACGCAAACGUCGAUGCGACGGCUUCUGGAGACCCAUCAGAGACCGCUGUGGCAAGGCAGAACGAAGAUGCGAAGAAGGAUAGCAAAGAGAGCGCAGCUGCUGCGGCUUCCGGACAUUCUUCUGCCGUGCAAGCACAGCCGCCUGUCAGUCGGGAAGGCUCCGCGGCCCCUGCGACGCGACCCACGUCUUCUGCCAUCACUGAAGUGAAGAAAGAAGCAACGCAGCCGGUUGCUGCAAGCGGCACUGCUGUUGCGCACCCCAAGCGUCCAGGCUGGGGGCCAGAGGCAUACGAGCACUUCGCCGACAACUACGUCUCCACGCCAGGCAAGCGCCCCCGCCACGACGUUCGCAGGCUCGCCGCCGCUGCAACAGCAGCCGAGCGGCACGACACCAAGAAGACGAAAGCGGAGCCGAAGUCGAAGCCAACCGAGACGACGACCACCACAACUGCCAACGAACAAGAGACGAUGCGGGGGCUGCGCUGGGGCCCCGAGGCGUCCAAAAGUUUCCCUUCCAACUACGUGAGCUCACCGGAGAAGCUGGCCCGCCUCGCGCGGCAGCAGCAGCGACGCAUCGCUAGCAAGGAAACGGCGCAGUCAGCAGCAGCGCCACCUCCAACAGCACCUGAGCCGAAAGCCGGGGUGGCACGCGAGCUCGUGUACCCGGUGGAGCAGCAGGAGGUGGGCCGCACGACGGUGGGUCACCCUGUCGAGCGAGAGGUUAUAACGGUAGAGGAGGACACCGCGUCCGCGACGCCUGCGGUGGGAUUGCCGAAGGGGUGGGGCGCCGAGUCGCUGCGCUACUUCGACCCCAACACGUACUGCGAUGAUCCCAAAAAGGCCCGGCUGAUGCCCAACAUGGAUCUUUCCCGCUCUAUUCGCCAGCGUCGUCCGGCCUCGCCGUAG